Molecule: messenger RNA, 1265 nt
Organism: Annulohypoxylon maeteangense
Lineage: Eukaryota; Fungi; Ascomycota; Sordariomycetes; Xylariales; Hypoxylaceae
Exons: 5
Coding region: 297-959 (220 amino acids)
Source: RefSeq, a predicted model, not a curated record
AUACUUGUCCUCUCCGUAUCGUAUUUGCUGAUGAGAUGAUCUAACUAGGAAUAGCCAAUCUAUCUUCGAGCAUGCCAUUCGUCAUGGCGUAUCAUCGAUCAGAGGUUACUCCUGUUGCUCCGUCUUAUUUUCACUGGUUAUCUCUCAGCAGUAUUCGGCGUCUCGCUCAAAUACAAGAUCGACAAUGUACUAGACGACCAUACACCUUGGCGUAUCCCAUUCCAAUUCUCGACAGUGUCCUUCUGUAUACAAUGGGGAUGGCAUCUAACGAACGGUGAAAACAGCUUUGGACUGCCAUGCACCUUAUUUUCCCGAAGGCGAUCGAGAUCAACCCAGAUGACUGCCACGGACACCAAUUCAGAGCUCAUAUUCUUCGCUGUCUUUCCCCACCAAACAAGGCAUGUUGUCCUAUUCGUCGGUUCUUUUUCAGCAUGUUCUACACCAUUGCUCACGUAUUCCCCUUCAUGAAUACGUUGAUUUAUUGGGGUUGUCUCGUUCCUUCUGGGCAUGGUGGUUUUAAACCACCUCAUAUGCCACAUUCUCAUACUGGCUACCCGUGCGGCAAUUCAACGGCCAAGUUCCCCGAUAAGGGGCUGUUCGAGCUGGAACCCAUCGACUCGUUUAGCAUCAUCAAUGUCUGGAGUAUAACGUCAAUCAUUGCGCUCAUCGAGAUAAGUUUUCUCAACAGCAUUCGCCGACAAACUCCAAUCACGGCUCAUAUAGCCGGAGUUAUGUUCUGUAGCGGUGCGUACCUCGGCUGGGCGGGGCUUGGGAAACUCAUCACUGGCCAUUCGGGGCUCUUCUUCCUCGACCCUGAGAUCAUGCAUGAAAUGCCAGAGGCCAUUGUUGCAACGUGUAUCGCCUUUGUUGCCGUAUCUCCCGGAGUCUUUUCAUACGUGUACGGACUCAUCGCGAUGCGCGAGACGAUAACCGCAAAACCAUCUUCGUCUACCUACUAGGUAGACACGUCGUGUUAAGCGGGAGGCCGCAUCUCUCUCUCUCUCUCUCGGAGGUGAUCCGAUUAGUUGAUUUUCUUACAAUAAGACUGUCAAUGGUCUGUUUUCAAUAUGGUACGUGUGCAGAUAUGAGCAUGGGAAAUGGACGACUAGAGUAGUAUGCGGUCCCGAAGAUAACUUGAAGUAGGCCACAGUUGCGCUGUGGUUCACAGGACAAGUUUGAAUGAGUAACUGCCCACUGUCCGGGUGGUGGAUGAGAAUGAGAUAGAUGGUGGUUUCACAGGACAACCUAAAAUGAGACAUUGAAAU